CACAGUGGCGAACGCACAGUGACGAGUCAUCUCUCCAGUUGAUCAAGUUUUCACCCCUUCUAACAUUAUAUGAAUGUGAAAGUGCCUCGAUGUGAAUCAUCAUGGAACAAGAGGAGAGCAAAAUCUCGGUGUGGGUAUGCCGGGAGGAGAAGCUGGUGUCCGGACUGUCCAGACGCACCACCUGCGCGGACGUGGUAAAAGUGUUGCUGGAGGACCAGACCUUACAGCAAGGCGCGAUGCUCAGCGGUACUCCACAGUCUUACUGCAUCGUGGAGAAAUGGAGGGGUUUUGAGCGGAUUCUGCCGAAUAAAACGAAAAUCCUUCGGCUGUGGGGCGCUUGGGGAGACGAGCAGGAAAACGUGCGCUUCGUCCUGGUCAGAAGCGAUGCGUCGCUGCCCAACAGCGGACCGAGGAGCGCCGAGGCUCGGGUCGUGCUCAGCAAAGACAGUCCCUGCACUGCGAAAACCACCACGCCAUUUUCACAGGAAAAACAGCGGAGGAUUGUGCGAAAGGCUUUUAGAAAGUUGGAUAAAAUUAACAAAAAGAAGGAGGAGGUUUCCAAAGACAAAUCUGCGGAGAAAAUGGAAACGCUCGUUCAUCUUAUCAUCUCGCAGGAUCAUACAAUUCGACAGCAGGUAGAGCGAAUAAAAGAGCUGGACAGUGAAAUCGAGAGGUAUGAAUCAAAAGUUCACUCUGACAGAAUGAAAAUACACGGCGUAAACUAUGUGCAAGACACGUAUUUGCUCGACCAGGGCUUGGAUAGGGAUUCCAGCGCGCAUCCGGACGCGUCCUCCUUUGCGCAGUUUGAGGAAUACGCGUCACGCUGCGACCAAGUCAUUCAACUUCAGGAGGAACUAACCGAGAGGGAGGCUCUGAUGGAGAUACUUACAGGUGAAAUACAAGAAGAACUCAACCAAAGGUGGAUGAGACGGCGGCAGGAGGAGCUCUCCAACAAAGACGCGGACAGCGCUGGAGAAGAAACGGCUCUCAGGGUGACUUCUGUCCCCGAGGAACCGGUCUUAGUUGCUCCGGACCUCCUAACAGACAAUGAACUCCAAUUAGAGGAGGAGAGGAUCAAAACACAGCUGGAUACGAGUUUAUACAUCGGGUUGCGCUUGAACACUGAUCUGGAGACGGUGAAGAGCGACUUGGAUAUGAGUGAGGAGCUUUUGGGCGCGAAGGAACAGGAGUUGAGGGAAUUACUUGAAAAGGUUCACAGAUUAGACGAGCUGGAAGGGAAACAGGCUGAUGACAGCAAAGAUGAGGGGAAAACUGAACAACUGCCUUCCGUAGACAAAGACAAUGUAUGGGUAGAGCAGGCGAGGGGACUGUCAAAAACAUGCGCCAAUGAUGAUGAUUCGGACACCGGACUGAGUUCAAUGCACAGCCAAGACUCGGAUAACGCACCUGUUUGCGAGUCACUUGUGUGACUGUUGAAAUCAUAAUGGGCCCAGAAUCAUUCAAUACGACGCGAACUCAGGGAAUAUUUCGCCUCUCUAGAUUUCAGUAAUAUUCUCUCUUUAUAAGAGAGGAAUGCAUGUAAAUUAUACCAGUGUAGUGUUACGAUCGCCUCACUCUCUAAUUGCCUCACUUGUACAAAUGGAGAAUCGCUUAUAAGGUGCAGCUUAUCAAAUUAAAACUAAUUAACCGAUGCAUAGACUGAGAGAUGUCCACUGUGUGCUGACUAAUGUUAUAAUACCAACACUAUGUAUUUGUGUUAUGUAGCCUUAUGUUUAAACGUUGGAAUUAGAGUUUUGUGGUUUAGUGCAGUAGCUUCGCUCUUCCUAAAUAUAAAUAUAAAAUUUA
Molecule: messenger RNA, 1806 nt
Organism: Rhinichthys klamathensis goyatoka
Lineage: Eukaryota; Metazoa; Chordata; Actinopteri; Cypriniformes; Leuciscidae
Gene: rassf10a
Product: Ras association domain family member 10a
Exons: 1
Coding region: 102-1430 (442 amino acids)
Biological process (GO): signal transduction
Source: RefSeq, a predicted model, not a curated record